Molecule: messenger RNA, 1374 nt
Organism: Ramularia collo-cygni
Lineage: Eukaryota; Fungi; Ascomycota; Dothideomycetes; Mycosphaerellales; Mycosphaerellaceae
Exons: 4
Coding region: 1-1374 (457 amino acids)
Molecular function (GO): phosphatase activity
Source: RefSeq, a predicted model, not a curated record
AUGGGUAAACCGCGGUUGAUCAUUCUCAUCCGCCAUGCCCAGUCCGAAGGCAACAAGAACAAGGAGAUUCACCAAAUCGUCCCGGACCACCGCGUGAAGCUCACCGAUGAGGGCCAUCAGCAGGCAGAGGAGGCCGGCCGUCGCCUUCGUUCUCUCCUCCGACCCGACGACACGCUGCAAAUCUACACCUCCCCGUAUCGACGAACACGAGAGACGACCGAGGGGAUUCUGAGGACGUUGACCGCCCGCGAUGAUCCCGACGACCCCUCGGCGGCUCCCUCGCCCUUCAGCCGGGAGAAGAUCAAGGUGUACGAAGAGCCUCGCAUCCGGGAGCAAGACUUUGGCAACUUUCAGCCAUGUUCGGCGGAGAUGGAACGCAUGUGGCAGGAAAGGGCAGACUAUGGCCAUUUCUUCUAUCGAAUAGCCAACGGGGAGAGCGCGGCCGAUGCGUACGAUCGAAUAUCCGGCUUCAAUGAGUCGCUUUGGCGCCAGUUCGGAGAGGCGGAUUUUCCAAGCGUCUGUGUGCUGGUCACUCAUGGCUUGAUGACCCGAGUUUUCUUAAUGAAAUGGUACCACUGGUCGGUGGAAUACUUCGAGGACUUGCGUAACAUCAACCACUGYGAAUUUAUCCAGAUGAAGAAAGAUCCCGAGAGUGCAAAGUACAUCCUUCAGAAUGACCUCAGAACAUGGUCAGAACUUAGACGACAGAAGCGAAUACAGGAAGCCAAGGAGAAUCCCCGCAGAAAGAACACCCUCUCGAGCUUUCUGUCGGGCUCGCAGGGUAGCCCUGCAAUUCCUCCACGCAAGUGGGGAGGUUGUGCAGAAGGCUGCGAUCAUGAUCAUGAUAGUUAUCCGCGGCGACACAGGCAGAACAAUUCGCAAUCCCAGCCGGAGUUGAAGUUGCCAUCGCCGGCACAGAGUCAACCCACGAGUGACGAGAAAGCAUCUCAUCCCGACACAGAUAGCGGUGUAGCGACAGAGCCGAAUGAGGUAUCCUUAGUAGAGCGGUCUUCCACACAGUUGCUCAUGAGACCACCAGUAGCACGUUAUCUUCGCACCGGUAGAGAUGGCGGCGGGACGGCCUCGGGUGCCAAUACGCCACACGAACUCAGCGACGAAGAAAACACCGAGUACUUUGAUUCGGCGAGUGCUCACGGUCCUAGAUCUGCAAUUGGAAAGGCGCCGUCACGAACAGCUACCUCGGACGAUAUCCAGCGCUGGGCUCAUGAGAGUGGGAUGGGAAAUGGGACCAAGGCCGAUGCUCUGGGUGACGAGCCCAACGAAUAUGAGGCUGAGACCGAAAGUUCAACAGGCGAGGAAGACCUUGCAAAAGCCGAGGAAGAUGAUAAAGGAUUGCGAGGCAGCGUGUAUUGA